AUGGCGCGGGCUGGAGCGCGGCGAGCUGCCGCCGUGAACCUGGCGCUGCGGCUGCUGCUGGGCUUCAGCCUGGGCCUGGACGCCGUCACGACCCCGACCUUGACCCCGACCUCGGCUGGCCCAUCGGCGCAGGCCCCAGGCUACGAGGUGAAGAAGAGCCACCUCCCAUGCUCACAGGUGUCCCUGAUUUUCACAAACCCCAGCGCAGGUUCAUGCCCGCCCACCAGCUUCCAGUGCCGAACUAGUGGCUUUUGUGUGCCCUUCGCCUGGCGCUGCGACAGUGACAGAGAUUGCGCAGAUGGCAGCGAUGAGGAGGAGUGCAGCAUCAAGCCCUGUGCCCAGGAAGGGCGAUGCCCACCACCCAAUGGCUGCCUGGGUGGCCCGGGUAAGAGCCCUCACAACUGCAGCCCCCGGCCCUGCCCGGCGGGUGAGCUGCGCUGCGCACUGGGCGGUGCCUGCAUCCCACGCACGUGGCGCUGCGACGACCACGCGGACUGCCCAGACUCCAGCGACGAGCGAGGCUGCGGGACUACUGAGACCCUCCAGGGAAAGAAUGUCACAUCCACCGUGGCCCCCGUGAACCUGGAGAGGGUCACCUACGUCAGCAGUACCUGGGAGCAGAAUGCGGACCCAUCUGGGGACCAGGACGUGGACCCAUCUGAAAACCAGACUGCCCUGGAAGUCAUUACAGUCGCUGCCGUGCUGAGUGCAGUCCUGGCUGUCGCCGCCCUCCUGGCACUGUUCCAUCUUGUGGGGCCGUUUCGACACAUGAGGGACAGUGGGCCCCUGCAGCUGUCAGAGAGCAAGGCCUUUCUGCUCUGA
Elephantulus edwardii (Cape elephant shrew) is the source of this 822-nucleotide messenger RNA. RefSeq names its product CD320 molecule (gene CD320). The record is from RefSeq and is a predicted model, not a curated record. NCBI's taxonomy places the organism in Eukaryota, Metazoa, Chordata, Mammalia, Macroscelidea, Macroscelididae. Gene Ontology annotation, molecular function: protein binding. The coding region runs from base 1 to 822 and encodes 273 amino acids. Gene Ontology annotation, cellular component: plasma membrane. The transcript has 6 exons.